Messenger RNA from Choloepus didactylus (southern two-toed sloth), 615 nucleotides. Its product is annotated as protein FAM3C-like. The transcript has a single exon. NCBI's taxonomy places the organism in Eukaryota, Metazoa, Chordata, Mammalia, Pilosa, Megalonychidae. Bases 1 to 615 code for a protein of 204 amino acids. The record is from RefSeq and is a predicted model, not a curated record.
AUGGUAGCCGUGGCAGUAUUUUUACUGACAUUUUAUGUUAUAUCUCAAGUAUUUGAAAUAAAAAUGGAUGCAAGCUUAGGAAAUCUGUUUGCAAGAUCAGCAUUGGACACAGCUGCAUUCCCUACAAAACCUUCCAGAUAUAAAUGUGGGACCUCAAAAGCUUGCCCUGAGAAGCAUUUUGCAUUUAAAAUGAUAAGUGGAGCAGCCAAUGUGGUAGGACCCAAAAUUUGCCUAGAAGCAGCCAACGUGGUUGGGACCACUCUUUUCUUAAUGACUGGUGUUGAGAAUAAUGUUGGAAGAGGGAUCAUUGUUACCUGGGCAAAUGGGAAAAGAGAAGUAUUAGACAAUAAAUACUUUGGCAUAUGGGGAGGAGAUGUAGAACCAUUUAUUGAGUUUCUGAUGUCCAUACAAGAUGGUACAAUUGUCUUAAUGGGAACAUAUGAUGAUGGAGCAACUAAACUCAAUGAUGAGGCGCAGCAGCUCGUUGCUGAAUUCGGGAGUACGUAUAUUACUAAUCUUGGUUCCAGAGACAGCUGGAUCUUCUGUAGUAGAAAAGGCAUUAAGACAAACAGCCCUUUUGAACAGCACAUAAAGAACAAUAAGGAUGCAAAUUAG